Leptinotarsa decemlineata (Colorado potato beetle) is the source of this 2409-nucleotide messenger RNA. RefSeq lists its product as uncharacterized. NCBI's taxonomy places the organism in Eukaryota, Metazoa, Arthropoda, Insecta, Coleoptera, Chrysomelidae. The record is from RefSeq and is a predicted model, not a curated record.
UAUCUGGAAAUACUUUGACAAUCAAUGUACGGUAGAAGUAUCGUAUGAUGGUCCUUCAUUUUUGAAUUAUUAUAUUAUUAAGUGAAUAAUUUCACAUAAUUUGUUUUCCCUGUGAAAAGGAAGUGUUGUGUAUACUCACUGUGUUGACUACCGGUUGCUACAAAAAAUAUUUUGCUAAGUUAUCUUGACCAACAUGGGUUGUGCUCUGGACACCUGCAGAGGGUCAGACAGUGAGGCAAAUACCUCUGAAGGGGAACGAGAAGAAAUUCUACCACCAGUUACUUCAUCGCUAUCAAUACCAUCAUCAGUACCACCAUCACUACCACCAUCAGUACCACCAUCACUACCACCAUCACAACCACAAUCACUACCACCAUCACUACCACAAUCAUUACCACCAUCAGUACAACCAUCAGUAUCGACAUCAGUAUUAUCAUCAGCACGAUCAUCAAUACAGGGACCAUCAAGAACGCUUAUUUCAACCGACGAGAUUGAAACCAUAUUGAAUAUGAUUCCACCAAAACUUCAGCUUCCUAUUGACGAUGAAUCUAUAGAUAAUCCCAAUGCCUCAACUUCGGGUAGAACGAAACGAUAUAUAUUUUCUUCUAGUAGAAAAAACUCUAAAUUUUUAGCAGAGGAAGACGCAUUUCUGGAAUUUCAAAAAAGAAGGGCUGCUAGAGGUCCUAGCACCUUCACAAUUAUAAAGCGCCACUUAUUUUACAAGAGUUUUCCACCCUCCAAAGACGGUAGAAAAACUUUAGACAAGCGAAUGAAACGGCAGGGAUAUGGCGUUUACGUAGGAUCAAAGGCAAUAUUUCGUGGAAACAUAAGAGAUAGUGGAAGCUCGUCAGGAAGUUGUGCUUCCAGAGGAGUUGAGAAAUCUUUGCCAGUCCUAACUAAGGGCAAGAGAGGACGAAAUUACUCUUACUCAUAGGAGACCUACCUGUGUUUGUGCAAGACUGCUAUAAUACUGGUUCUGUAACAUCGAAUAUUAUGUGUUUUGAAUAUUUUUCAGAAUGUUUUCAAAGAAUUCUAUCUGAUGUUCAUAGUUGCCAUUGUGUCUUCCUAGAAAAUAAUUCAAAAAUAUUGACCAUUCAGUUUCAACUCAAGAGGAAGAGAUGUUCGAUGUUCGAUCUGUUCUCAAUUUUUUCAUGAUACUUUGUGAUAACUUUCAUCGAUCAAAUUCUGUUUCACUAUCAUUUUCACAAACAUAACUUUUCACUACUCUGAUUUCGGUCGAACUCCAGAAAACAUAAUCAAAACAUAAUUGAUUACAGUUUUUUCUGGAAAACCAGAAAUUAUUGAGCAAGCUUCCUUAUGGUUUCCAUCAUUCUCUAAAAACAGUUAACCAGUUAUUUUCAACAAUCUAACAUGAAGAAAUUAUGGAAAAAAUGUGAACUGAAACUGCAGUUUAACUUUGUGAUGGAAACAUUUUAAAUUUUAUUCCAAAAUGGAGCCUACAUGAUAGUUUUGUUAGGUUCAUAUAUCCAAAUAUAAUAAACCCCAAUAUUCAUGUUUCGAUAGCACACAAUGUUUCAGUCUAUAUAUUUGAACUCCAUUAAUAUUUCGAAUUCAUAUUAAUAAUAGGUGGUGUCACACUAUGUAUCAAAUGGACGAGAAGGUUCAUAACUAGGAAGGAGCUUCCAGUUGGCUCAUAUUAUUUCUAUAGAAAAGCUUUCAUUGAUGUCACACAUUCAAACGUUCUUCAGCUUUUCUCAUUAUUAUGCCUACAUAUACAGUCAUCUAAUACAAAAUCGUCACAACUUUCGAAUGAAAAGUAGUUUACAUAUCGGUUUCAGUUUUACCUAUUUCAAGAAAUUCAGAAGUUUGAGAAGGAAAAAAUUAAUUUCUCACAAAAUGUCCUGACGUAAACGCAUUAUGAAUGUAAACUGACAACAAAUGAAAACUGUUUAGAGAUCACCAUACAUGGACUCUAAUGGUUUGUGAAUAUUGUGAUAAAGAUUUAUCGUUGAAAUCACUGUCAAACAAUUAUUACCUCUAAUUACAUUCAGAAAUUCAUCAGUAGAAGAAUCGAAACAUCAUAUAAUAUCAAUAUUGAUGACGUCAAGAAAUUCAUUUUCGAUAACAUUUACGACUAUUUUGAAUACAUUUUUCUGCUGUUGCAGAUCGAAUCAAAUGCUCUUUUUAUCCAGGACCAUAUCCUCAGUUGAACUUUUGAACCAAAAAAUGUGAUAUUACAGUUUUCUGGUAACAUUAUCAUAAUAUGACACCUUCUAUAGUAGUAAAAUUCUGCUAAUGUGACAAAAUACUGAACAUGCUUAAUUCUGUAACUGUGAAACGAAGAAAUUCAAUUUUGGUAAAAUGAAUAUGAGCACUGACAAGAGUUUUGGCAAAAUUCUAAGUGGUUUGGAUACAUAAAUAAUGAAUAAUAUGGUAAUUUGUUUUUCU